CGAUAAUUACGUUUUAAAAAUUCGAUUCCAGAUCCAAGAAUGGAAAGUUACAUUAUUUAAAUCUAUUCUUUUCAUAUACUUCAUAUACGUCUCUAACCUUUCAAGAUCCAUUCCUUCAGUUACAACUAUAAAUAGUCAAAGAUGAGUUUCACUAUCAAUGCUGAAAUAAGCCAAUUCCAUGGUAAGCUAUAUAAGCUUUCCCAUGAAUCUACUUCCACAAAGACUAAGAUGGAUGUCAAUGUGUUCGUACCUCCAUCAAAGCUGACCAAAAUACCUGUUUUAGUUUAUUUAUCAGGUUUAACUUGUACUCCAAACAAUGCUACUGAAAAAUCAUUCUUUCAAUAUUUUGCUACCAAAUAUGGGUUUGCUUUAGUUUUCCCAGAUACUUCCCCUCGUGGUGCUAAUAUCGAAGGUGAAGAUGAUUCUUGGGAUUUUGGAUCUGGAGCUGGAUUCUAUGUUGAUGCUACUACUGAAAAAUGGAGUAAGAACUAUAACAUGUAUUCAUAUGUUCAUAAGGAAUUAUUAACUGAAUUAUCUAAACAAUUCCCAACAUUAGACUUUGAAAAUAUCUCCCUUUCCGGUCACUCGAUGGGUGGUUUUGGUGCCUUAUCUGGAUUCUUAAGUAAUCCAGGUAAAUAUAAGUCUGUUUCAGCUUUUGCUCCAAUCUCAAAUCCAUCAACUUGUCCAUGGGGUGAAAAAAAUUUCGGUAAUUAUUUAGGUGAAGAUAAAGCUGCUUGGUAUAAAUAUGAUCCAACUCAUUUAAUUGCUGACUAUAAACAUGAACACCAACCAACUAUCUUAAUUCAUCAAGGUUCAGCAGAUGGUUUCUAUGCCAAAGAUCAUCAAUUACAACCAGAAAUAUUCGUUGAUGCCGCUAAGAAAGCUGGUUAUAAAGGUGGUGUUGAAUUACAUGUCGCAGAAGGUUAUGAUCAUUCAUAUUUCUUUAUUAGUACUUUCGCUGAAGAACAUGCUAAACAUCAUGCUAAGUAUUUGGGGUUAUCCGAGUAACUAGCCUUUGAAAAUGCAGAUAUAUUA
Scheffersomyces coipomensis is the source of this 1035-nucleotide messenger RNA. RefSeq names its product S-formylglutathione hydrolase. Lineage: Eukaryota; Fungi; Ascomycota; Pichiomycetes; Serinales; Debaryomycetaceae. Bases 142 to 1008 code for a protein of 288 amino acids. Gene Ontology annotation, molecular function: S-formylglutathione hydrolase activity. The record is from RefSeq and is a predicted model, not a curated record. Gene Ontology annotation, biological process: formaldehyde catabolic process. The transcript has a single exon. Gene Ontology annotation, cellular component: cytosol.